Molecule: messenger RNA, 1059 nt
Organism: Striga asiatica
Lineage: Eukaryota; Viridiplantae; Streptophyta; Magnoliopsida; Lamiales; Orobanchaceae
Source: the annotation of a GenBank genome assembly
CCCCGAUUCGACCCGUAGAAGCCCAUUAGGGUUUAAGCCCACCUAUAAAGGGCGUAUAUAGCUCUCCCCAACUCCUCCAUUUCAAAACCUAGCAUCCCUGUCCUGCAGUCAGCAAUACCAGAUCGCCGGAGCAACAUUCGCAUCGGCGGCGGCGGAGGACAAAAACAAUGGUGCACGUCUCGUUUUACCGGAACUAUGGGAAGACCUUCAAGAAGCCUCGACGUCCAUAUGAGAAGGAAAGACUUGAUGCUGAGCUCAAACUUGUUGGAGAGUAUGGUCUGAGGUGCAAGAGGGAGCUUUGGAGGGUUCAGUAUGCUCUGAGCCGCAUUAGGAACAAUGCUAGGAACCUUUUGACCCUCGACGAAAAAGAUCCCCGCCGUAUUUUCGAGGGUGAGGCCCUUCUGAGGAGGAUGAACAGGUAUGGACUGCUGGAUGAGAGCCAGAACAAGCUUGAUUAUGUUCUUGCUCUAACUGUGGAGAACUUUCUCGAGCGCCGUCUACAGACGCUCGUUUUCAAGGCAGGCAUGGCCAAGUCCAUUCAUCAUGCUAGGGUGCUCAUCAGGCAAAGGCAUAUCAGGGUUGGCAGGCAGGUCGUUAACGUGCCUUCAUUCAUGGUGAGAGUUGACUCACAGAAGCACAUUGACUUCUCUCUCACGAGUCCAUUUGGCGGCGGCCGAGCUGGCAGAGUGAAGAGAAAGAACCUAAAAGCGGCAGCAAAGAAGGCCUCUGGUGGUGAUGGAGAUGAAGAAGACGAAGAGUGAACUGAAGUGAGAAGAGCGUUUUCUAUUUAGUUAAUUCGCAAUUUUUACUCUUUAAGAAGAACAAGAAAAGCAGUGGCUUGAGUUUCAUCUCUUGCUGCUAUGGUUACGUAUCGACUUUUGGUGUAUUUCAGACUCAAUGAUUUGGGUGCUCUUUAUUGUUUUUGUUCCUUUCGACUAUAUCGAGUUUGAGUUAUCAACGAUGGAACUUUUGAGACCCUGUUAAAUGAAUUUGGUGUUUUUCAUUUUGAGUAGCUAAUUAUAUUAUAUAUAAAUUCAAAGAUCGUUGUAUCUAACUUGG